Messenger RNA from Paramecium tetraurelia, 304 nucleotides. RefSeq lists its product as uncharacterized. NCBI's taxonomy places the organism in Eukaryota, Ciliophora, Oligohymenophorea, Peniculida, Parameciidae. The record is from RefSeq and is a predicted model, not a curated record. The transcript is spliced from 3 exons.
AUGAGCACUAAUUAAUAAACUAACACUUAAGAACUCUCAGAUGAAGAAUUUAUGAAACUUCAUGCAAAGCAAUUCUAUAAAACUCAUGGGUAAUUGAUUGGCAGCAAACAGUCCUACAUCCCAGUUCCUAAGGAGAGCAAUCAUGAUGGAAAAUUCACUGAUCACUUAUUAAUGGCCACAAUGUACAGAAAUAAUAGUUUGAAUACAACUUGUGAUAAGGAACGUUGGAUAAAUGGUUCAAAAGAUUGGAUGGAGCAUUUAUAAUGAAAUAUUAAUAUCCUGAAAUUAAUCUAACCGAAUCUUA